CAUGGCCCGGAGAAGGCCUUGCUCUCAGGUGCGGUGGGAGUCGGAGGCUGGUGUCGCCGGCUGCAAUGCACUCCGCCCCGCCUUGGAGGAGGUGUCUUUUUUUUUGCCGGUAGGAGAUGCAGUUACCCGCCAGCUCCUUUUAAGCAGUGCUGGGUAAGGAGACCUGCGGCCUAGCUCAAACUGGAUGGAUAAAUGAAAUCCUGCACUGGAAUCUGAGAUAAAGAAGAUCAAGGAAUUACAGUGAAGAACUACAAGAAACUGAGGCAUCAUGGCAGAAGAUAGUGAAUGGAUGAAAUUACCGAUUGAUCAAAAAUGUGAACACAAGGUAUGGAAAGCCAGAUUAAAUGGAUAUGAAGAAGCACUGAAGCUGUUUGAGAAAAUAGAGGAUGAAAAGAGCCCUGAAUGGUCCAAAUACCUUGGACUUAUAAAGAAAUUUGUGACAGACUCAAAUGCAGUAGUUCAGCUAAAAGGAUUAGAAGCUGCACUUGCUUAUGUUGAAAAUGCUCAUGUAGCAGGAAAAACAACAGGUGAGGUGGUAUCUGGAGUUGUAAAUAAAGUGUUCAAUCAGCCUAAAGCUAAAGCAAAGGAACUAGGCAUAGAUAUAUGCCUCAUGUUUAUUGAAAUUGAGAAAGGGGAAAUAGUACAAGAAGAACUGCUUAAAGGCCUGGACAACAAGAACCCCAAGAUUAUAGUGGCAUGCAUAGAGACACUGAGGAAAGCACUAAGUGAAUUUGGUUCAAAAAUAAUCGCCCUGAAGCCAAUAAUCAAAAUGUUGCCAAAACUUUUUGAAUCUCGAGAGAAAGCUGUUCGAGAUGAAGCCAAACUCCUUGCAAUUGAGAUUUAUCGAUGGAUUAAGGAUGCUCUUAGGCCUCCAUUACAGAACAUAAAUUCUCUUCAGUUAAAAGAACUGGAAGAAGAAUGGGUCAAACUGCCAUCGUCUACUCCCAAGCAGUCCAGAUUUCUGCGAUCCCAGCAAGAAAUGAAAGCAAAGUUUGAGCAACAGCAGGCAGCUGGUGGAGAUGCAGAUGGAGGGGGUGAUGAUGGUGAUGAGGAUGUUCCACAAGUAGAUGCUUAUGAACUUUUGGAAGCUGUUGAAAUUCUCUCCAAACUUCCUAAGGAUUUCUAUGACAAAAUAGAGGCCAAAAAGUGGCAGGAAAGAAAAGAAGCUUUGGAAGCAGUAGAAGUGCUGGUUAAAAAUCCCAGAUUGGAAGCUGGAGAUUAUGCAGACUUGGUGAAAGCUCUUAAGAAGGUUAUUGGAAAGGAUACAAAUGUGAUGUUGGUUGCUUUGGCUGCCAAAUCCCUUGCUGGACUAGCCACUGGUCUCAGGAAGAAAUUUGGACAAUAUGCUGGUCAUGUUGUCCCAACUAUUCUGGAGAAGUUCAAAGAGAAAAAGCCUCAGGUUGUGCAAGCCUUGCAAGAAGCCAUUGAUGCUAUCUUUCUUACUACUACAUUGCAAAAUCUCAGUGAAGAUAUCUUGGCUGUAAUGGAUAACAAAAACCCAACAAUCAAGCAGCAGACGUCUCUUUUCAUUGCACGAAGCUUUCGUCACUGCACUCCUUCUACCCUUUCCAAAGGUCUCCUGAAACCAUUCUGCGCUGCUCUCCUCAAGCAUAUUAAUGAUUCGGCACCGGAGGUUAGAGAUGCUGCAUUUGAAGCCUUGGGCACUGCCCUAAAAGUGGCAGGUGAGAAAGCUGUGAAUCCUUUUCUAACAGAUGUGGACAAACUGAAACUAGACCGGAUUAGGGAGUCUGCUGAAAAAAUAGAGUUGGUUGGUGGAGGUAAAGUCAGUGGAGGAGCUGAUAGAAGAGAAAACAAAGCUGCGGCUGGCAAGACUCCAGUUCUUUCUGGAGCUGCAGGGGACAAGGAUAUGAAAGAUAACUCAGCUAAAUCUGGGCCACCGAAAAAGGCUCCUACUACUAAGGCUGGUGGUCCAGUGAAGAAAGGGAAACCAGCUUCAGCUGGUGGAGUAGGAAAUACUGGAACAAAAGCCAAAAAAGGAACUGAAGUAAAAGAGAUAUUUGAGCCAGAACUCUCAAUAGAGAUGUGUGAGGAGAAGGCUUCGGCUGUCCUCCCAGAAGUUUGCAUACAGCAGUUAGAUAGUGGCAAUUGGAAGGAAAGGCUGGCUUGCAUGGAAGAAUUUCAAAAGGCUGUUGAGUUGAUGGAUAAAACUGAAAUGCCUUGCCAGGCUCUAGUAAGAAUGUUGGCGAAGAAACCUGGAUGGAAAGAGACCAAUUUUCAGGUGAUGCAAAUAAAACUUCAUAUAGUUGCCUUGAUUGCUCAAAAGGGAACCUUUUCCAAAACAUCUGCACAAAUUGUCCUGGAUGGCCUUGUGGAUAAGAUUGGUGAUGUGAAAUGUGGUAGCAAUGCCAAAGAAGCACUAACAGCAAUAGCAGAAGCCUGUCAGCUGCCUUGGACUGCUGAGCAGGUUAUGUCCAUGGCGUUCUCCCAGAAGAAUCCAAAGAACCAAUCAGAAACUUUAAACUGGCUCUCAAAUGCCAUUAAAGAGUUUGGGUUUACUGGAUUGAACGUGAAAGCAUUUAUCAGCAAUGUUAGAACAGCUCUUGCCGCUACAAAUCCCGCUGUGAGGACAUCCGCCAUAACCUUACUAGGCGUCAUGUUUCUGUAUGUUGGUCCCCCUUUACGAAUGUUCUUUGAGGAUGAGAAGCCUGCUCUUCUUUCCCAAAUAGAUGCAGAGUUUGAAAAAAUGCAAGGACAAACACCAUCUGCUGCAACUCGAGGCAAUACAAGGCACAGUAUUGGCAAUGAUGAUGGUGAGGAAGGAGAAGAACAGGAGGAUUCAGGGAAUGAUGUUGUGGACCUCUUGCCUAGAGCUGAUAUCAGUGAUAAGAUCACAUCUGAGCUGAUAUCUAAGAUUGGUGAUAAAAACUGGAAAAUCCGAAAGGAGGGUCUGGAUGAAGUAACAAACAUCAUCAGUGAAGCCAAAUUCAUACAGCCAAAUAUAGGCGAACUUGCACCUGCCUUGAAGAGUCGUCUCAGUGAUUCCAAUAAAAUCCUGGUACAACAAACACUGACCAUCCUUCAGCAAUUGGCCACCGCUAUGGGCCCAAAUAUCAAGCAAUAUGUGAAAAAUUUGGGAAUUCCUAUCAUCACAAUUCUUGGAGAUAGUAAGAUCAAUGUACGGGCAGCAUCUUUAGCAACCGUGAAUGCCUGGACCGAACAGACAGGCAUGAAAGAGUGGUUGGAAGGGGAGGAUUUGUCAGAAGAAUUCAAGAAGGAGAACCCUUUUCUAAGGCAAGAGCUUUUAGGUUGGCUCGCUGACAAGUUGCCCACUCUCCGAACUGUCCCAUCAGACUUAGUUUUAUGUGUACCUCACCUGUACUCCUGCCUGGAGGAUCGAAACGGAGACGUCCGUAAAAAGGCACAGGAUGCUCUUCCAUUUUUUAUGAUGCAUCUGGGUUUUGAGAAGAUGGCCAAAUCCACUGGUAAAUUGAAGCCAACUUCGAAAGAUCAAGUACUGGCCAUGCUUGAAAAAGCUAAAGCCAAUAUGCCUGCCAAACCUGCUCCAUCAAGUAAGACAUCUAGAGCAAUGGGAGCAGCUCCAGCCAAAUCUCAAGCUGCAUCAGGUUCCAAUGAAGAUUAUUUAUCUAACACAGUGGAGACUAAACCUGAUGCCAAAAAAGCCAAAACUGGAGGAAGCGCUCCUAAAACCAAGCAUUCUGAUGCAAAUUCAGGCCUCACCAAAGGCAAUAAUAAUCUGACAAAGAACAAAGUUAUCAAACAGGGUAUACAAGGGAAAAAGGUUCCAAGCAAGUCCAACUUGAAAGAUGAUGAUGACAGGUCUGGCCCAGUUUUUAUUUUAGUCCCAAAUGGAAAAGAGCAAAGAAUGAAAGAUGAGAAAGGAUUAAAGAUUUUGAAAUGGAACUUUACUACUCCUCGUGAUGAAUAUAUUGAGCAAUUGAAGACUCAGAUGUCUAGCUGUGUUGCCAAGUGGUUACAAGAUGAAAUGUUUCAUGCAGAUUUUCAACGCCACAACAGAGCUCUUAGUGUAAUGGUUGAGCACUUGGAGAGUGAAAAAGAUGGAGUUAUCAGCUGUUUAGAUCUGAUUCUGAAGUGGAUCACUCUGAGGUUCUUUGACACCAACACAAGUGUUCUGAUGAAAACUCUGGAGUAUCUUAAGUUGCUGUUCAUCGUAUUGAACCAAGAAGAAUACCACCUGACUGAAAACGAAGCCACUUCUUUCAUUCCCUAUCUUAUCUUGAAGGUUGGGGAAUCCAAAGAUGUUAUUCGAAGGGAUGUGCGUGCCAUUCUGAACAGGAUGUGCCUUGUCUAUCCAGCCAGCAAGAUGUUCACAUUUAUCAUGGAUGGGACAAAAUCAAAAAAUUCAAAACAGCGGGCAGAGUGCUUGGAAGAGCUGGGAUGUCUAGUUGAAUCAUAUGGUAUGAAUGUGUGUCAGCCAACUCCAGGCAAAGCCUUAAAGGAAAUUGCAAUUCACAUUGGUGACAGGGACAACACAGUCAGAAAUGCUGCACUUAAUACCAUUGUUACUGUUUACAAUGUGCAUGGGGACCAGGUGUUCAAGCUGAUUGGAAAUCUUUCUGAGAAGGACAUGAGUAUGUUGGAGGAACGAAUAAAACGGUCAGCUAAGAAGCCCAAUACUGCUUUAUCAAGGCAGGUAGAUGAAAAACCCCAGCGCAUACAAAAUGCCAAUGCCAGUGCAAACAUGCUGCGGAAGGGAGCAGCUGAAGACAUGUCUUCCAAACUCAAAAUUAUGUAUCGCACUUAUAGGAUCCAAGCCCGUAAUUUGAGUGGCCAUUCAGAGGCAAUGCAUACAGUUCCUCGGGAAUUUCAGCUGGAUCUGGAUGAAAUAGAAAAUGAUAAUGGCACAGUGCGAUGUGAAAUGCCAGCACUUGUUCAGCACAAACUGGAUGACAUCUUUGAGCCAGUCUCGAUUCCUGAACCUAAGAUCCGUGCUGUCUCCCCACACUUCGAUGACAUGCACAGCAAUACCGCUUCUACUAUCAACUUUGUUAUCUCCCAGGUAGCCAGCGGGGAUAUCAAUACUAGUAUCCAAGCUCUUGCACAGAUUGAUGAGGUUCUGAGACAAGAGGAUAAAGCUGAAGCAAUGUCUGGCCACAUUGACCAGUUCUUAAUAGCUACAUUCAUGCAGCUCCGACUCAUUUAUAAUACUCAUAUGGCUGAUGAGAAACUGGACAAGGAGGAGAUUGUCAAGUUGUACAGUUGCAUCAUUGGAAACAUGAUUUCGUUAUUCCAGAUUGAAAGCUUGGCAAGGGAGGCUUCCGCAGGAGUGUUGAAGGAUUUGAUGCAUGGCCUCAUUACCUUAAUGCUGGAUUCAAGAGUUGAAGAUCUAGAAGAAGGCCAGCAGGUUAUCAGAUCUGUCAACCUCUUGGUGGUAAAAGUUCUAGAAAAAUCUGACCAAACCAACAUAUUAAGUGCCCUGCUUGUUCUACUCCAGGACAGUCUAUUAGCCACUGCUAGUUCUCCAAAGUUCUCAGAACUUGUAAUGAAAUGCUUAUGGAGAAUGGUAAGACUUCUCCCUGAAACUAUCAACAGUAUCAACCUGGACCGAAUAAUGUUGGACAUUCACAUCUUUAUGAAAGUGUUUCCAAAAGAGAAAUUAAAGCAGUGUAAAAGUGAAUUCCCAAUACGGACUCUGAAGACCUUGAUUCAUACAUUAUGCAAACUGAAGGGAGCCAAGAUUUUGGAUCAUUUAACAAUGAUAGAUAACAAGAAUGAGUCUGAAUUGGAGGCUCAUCUAUGUAGAAUGAUGAAACACUCCCUGGACCAAACUGGAAGCAAAUCUGAUAAAGGCACAGAAAAAGGUGCUUCACGUACUGAUGAAAAGUCACCAAAGGCCAAAGUAAAUGAUAUUUUAGCAGAGAUAUUUAAAAAAAUUGGCUCUAAAGAAAACACUAAAGAGGGUCUGGCAGAGCUGUAUGAAUAUAAAAAGAAAUAUUCUGAUGCAGAUAUUGAGCCCUUCCUAAAAAACUCCUCACAGUUCUUCCAGAGCUAUGUAGAACGAGGUCUCCGGCUGAUUGAAAUGGAAAGGGAAGGCAAAGGGCGGAUUUCUUCCACAGGAGUUUCUCCACAGAUGGAGGUAUCAUGUAUUCCCACUCCCACCAAUGUAGUUUCUUCUGCUAUCGGAAAUUCAAAUGGGGAAGAGGUGGGGCCAUCUGUCUAUUUGGAAAGAUUAAAAAUCCUCAGGCAGCGAUGUGGCCUUGACAAUGCAAAGCAAGAAGACAGAGCAUCACUGGCCACCACACUGUCCAAGCCAUCAGCCCCCACUGUUGCAUCCUCUACAGAUAUGCUCCAUAGUAAGCUUUCCCAGCUUCGUGAAUCACGGGAACAAUACCAGCACAUUGAUCUGGACUCCAAUCAGACCCAUGCUGGCAUUGGAAGUACCACUUCCUCUUCUACAGCCUCCAAUAUUGAUGACUUGAAAAAAAGACUGGAGAGAAUAAAAAGCAGUCGCAAGUGAAAUUGCGUGAGACGGUUUGGCUAUUGCAGAGCUGUCCAUCUUUAGUUGACUAAAUUAGAAGUCUUCAUAGUUAAGUGGCCUCAUGCAGGCCUUAUGUAUACAAACUGGUUUCUGUGUAUAAUACAGCAGAUCUUGGAGGAGGAUCCAAGUCAAUGUGGCACAAAUCUUUGUAUAUAUUUUGCUUUUUUGUGAGCAUUUCUUGACCGUAGAAGAGAGUCUGUGUAUUAGUUUUCGUGUACAGAGCUGUAAACAAUUCUCCUGCUCAGUCCAGUUUCUCAAAACUUGGUUUUAUUUGUUAAGUUGUCUUAUCUUAGCUCUCUUAAAUCUUGGAAACUUUUCGUUGCAUUCAUUUUUAAUUUUGUGAAUUAUUUCUCCAUAUAAUCCUUGAACUGUUUCUGUAUGGACGCAUGGCAUGAAGCAAGUAAUUUAAGUGUCUUUUUGUAAAUAAAGUUUGCAUUAACUCUCUGUGGGAGCAGCAGUGACUGUUGGUGGCAAAUGUUCAACCAUGUUCCUAAUUGCUAUUGUGACUCUGCAUUUUAAUUGUUAAAUGAGUGUGUGUCUGAGUCACUAUAGCAAAUUAACUUUAAUUGGGAAAACAAGGAGAAGCUGAGAUACUAAUGUACCAAUGUGUUCCAGAUAAAGGAAACUUUUAAUGUUAAUAAUAAUAUUGUGCUUACAGAAAACUCUUGACCCAAAGCCAGAACGUUUUACAUCUCAGACAAUAUCUUCCAAAUCUUUUCCUAGAAUCUUAAUUGAGGACUGGUUUUAAACCUUUUUGAACAUUCAAUUUCCUCAAGAUAGUGGAAGUAUUCUGUAGUUAAGAUGAGUAAAUAAUCUUGGUUUUUCUUAAUGUUACUCUAAUCAUGGUGAAUCCAUUUUCUCUUUCUAUCCCAGAAGCUGCUAGCACGUUUGUGUUAAAUGUAUUACCAGCAAUUGCUAAUAAUGACAGAUCUUUGGGACUCUACUUCCAAAAUGAUAGUGCUUUGAAAUGAAUGGUUAUUGUGACCAUUAAAGGUGAUACUAUUUGUUACAUUAUCCACUUCAGAGCAUAAUUGUUAGAAUUGUUAAUUCUCUGGCUGAUUUGCAUCUCUUUUAUUCAUGAUUGCCUCAUAAGAUCUCAUCCUUCAGAAUUUCUGUAGUCUUCUUAGCACUUCCCAUGUUCCUAUUAUAUGUCUUGUGUCAUUCUUCCUGGAGCAUCAACUGCUUUUAUGUCUGACACAGAUUUCAUUUACAUCUUUAUGCCUGUUAAGCUUUGGGUGAUAGCUCUGGUGCUAUACAGUAGUUCUAUAUUGCAACCAAUCAAGCUUGGUAAUAAUCUGUAAAAAUAUAAUUGGUCACUAGGUGCAUAUAUAAUAUGUAAUCUGGUGGAAAUUUGGUGUAACAAGCAUAUUUAUCCGUAAUAUGUACAUUUUCCUACUUAGAAGAUUGGCUAUACUUGCCGUUAAACCUAUUCUAAUUUGCAGUCUUUUCAGCUGAAACUUUACUUCAUAAAGAAUUACUUGCCUUAGCUAGGAAUAUUAAAGAAUGAAUCAGCACCUAACCAAGUGGGUAAAUGUUUUGUGUUUAAAAACCACAAUAAUAACUUACUAGCACUAUGAUGGGCCUUGAAAUGGUGCCAAAAAUAUAUGUAUUUUGCUAACAUAUAGUUUUCUUCUGGUACAUUAUUAGAAAUAGUAACAAAUUCCUAAUUUUUCAAUAAUACACAAGAGUUCACUUCUCUCAUAUAAUCUGGAGAUAAACAUUGGAUUAUAAUAUUUAGUGAGUAUUAGAAAUAAUAUUUGGAAGUGAAGUCUCUGAGCUAAAAUAUAUUAGCUAUGUUGUCUAACAAUAUACUUUGCUUUUUUCCUUUUCUCCUUGCAGUGUGUGGCUUUUAUCAUUUUGAUAAUACAUUUUAAUAUUGAUUUCCAAAAUUCCCUCUAGUAUUUAAACCAUUUUUAGCUUUAACUUAGAACUAAUGGAAAUGUUUCUACAGUACAUUUGAAUAAAUGUUACCUUUUAUUAUUAAUUUCUCUGUACUUCCUGAAUCUUGAUGAUAUAACUACUCAGUGGAGUAACUAUGAAAUCUUUUCUAGGAAAGAGAGAAUUCUUUUGCCAGUGGUUCAGAGGAUGACAUUUUCUCAAUUACUAUAUAGAGAACAUUUUUAUUGGUAUCAACUUUAAUGGAUGCUUAUGUAAUAUAUUCAAUUUCCUCUUCUGUCUUUAUAGAACUUCACUUAGUAAGUGGAGAAAUGUUUGCUGCUAUAUUAAAAGUGACUGACAGCUCUAAAAAUAG
Messenger RNA from Crotalus tigris (Tiger rattlesnake), 8729 nucleotides. RefSeq names its product cytoskeleton associated protein 5 (gene CKAP5). Gene Ontology annotation, cellular component: spindle pole; microtubule plus-end; kinetochore. Lineage: Eukaryota; Metazoa; Chordata; Lepidosauria; Squamata; Viperidae. The coding region runs from base 269 to 6457 and encodes 2062 amino acids. Gene Ontology annotation, molecular function: microtubule plus-end binding; microtubule plus end polymerase activity. The transcript is spliced from 47 exons. The record is from RefSeq and is a predicted model, not a curated record. Gene Ontology annotation, biological process: centrosome duplication; establishment or maintenance of microtubule cytoskeleton polarity; mitotic spindle organization.